Phoenix dactylifera (date palm) is the source of this 2146-nucleotide messenger RNA. RefSeq names its product endoglucanase 24-like. Gene Ontology annotation, biological process: carbohydrate metabolic process. Gene Ontology annotation, molecular function: hydrolase activity, hydrolyzing O-glycosyl compounds. Lineage: Eukaryota; Viridiplantae; Streptophyta; Magnoliopsida; Arecales; Arecaceae. The record is from RefSeq and is a predicted model, not a curated record.
UUUGCGCUACGAACAGCGAAUCUCCGAACCAGUACGGUGAGGGCGAGCUGUCCCGCCUUUAGAAAGAACGCUCUGUUUUGUUUCUUCCCCCUCGCCAGAUCUGAACCCUAGCAAGCCCUCGUUCGUCUUCUCCGAUCGAGAUCUCAAAAAACCCUUGGAAUCCUAUCCUCCGAGCUCGAAUUCGAUCUACCAAGCUCGAGCGAUCUCCUCGGAGUUCCACUUCGUCCGGUCCUCCCACCCCCCAAUGCCGGCGUGAUCUGCACCCUAGAAUUCCUCGGUUGCUUCUCGUUCUUCUACCAAGAUCUAGUUUGUUUUCUUUUUUCUUUUUUUGCUUGCUUCCUAUCGAUUCAAGGCGUUCGGUGGAGAGCUCCGUGUAAACUAAGAUCUUGGUCCGUCUGGAGGGAUUCUAGAAGAUCCAGCAGCUCUAGCAUUCCUUUCUCUGAAGAUCUGUAGUUAACGUGGUGAGGAUUUUGCUGGGUUCUUUGUGGUUGGCUUCGAGGCAUCUCCAGAUCCGCGAAUGGGAGCGUCGAAGUACACCAAGGGGUGCACUGGGUGGCUGAUCGUGCUUGUCGUCGCGGCUCUCGUGGUCACCGCGGCGGUGGUCGCCAUUAGGAAGAAGACCCACCACGCGGAGGUGCUUCCCGUUCCCGGGCCGCCGGGGGCCAUCACUCAGAAAUAUGCCGAAGCUCUCUCCGUAGCUCUGCAGUUCUUUCAAGUACAAAAAUCGGGUAAGCUGGUUAAUAACAAGAUCACUUGGAGAGGGGAUUCCGCUUUGGAUGAUGGGAAAGAAGAGGGGGUGGACCUGUCAAAAGGGAUGUAUGAUGCUGGCGAUCACAUGAAGUUUGGUUUCCCUAUGGCUUUCACAGCGACGGUGUUGUCGUGGUCGAUUCUUGAGUAUGGAGAUCAAAUGAAAGCAGCGAAGCACUUGAAUCCAGCUCUAGAUGCUCUGCAGUGGAUCACGGAUUAUUUGAUAAAUGCCCAUCCUUCUGAUGAUGUCCUUAUUGUGCAGGUGGGUGAUCCUGAUGUAGAUCACAAAUGUUGGGACAGGCCAGAAGAAAUGACUGAGAAAAGGCCUGUCACAAAAAUUAAUAAAAAAACUCCAGGAACAGAGGUGGCUGCCGAGACAGCCGCAGCUAUGGCUGCAGCUUCCAUGGUGUUCAAAACCGUCAAUGCCACCUAUUCAGAUUUGCUUCUUCAGCAUGCCCAGAAGCUUUUUACUUUUGCUGAUACCUAUAGAGGCUCUUACAGUGUCAGCAUUCCACAAGUUCAGAAAUUCUACAACUCUACAGGUUAUCUGGAUGAACUCUUGUGGGCAGCUAGUUGGCUUUAUCAUGCCACGGGAGAUCAGACAUACCUCAGUUAUGUUACUGUUCAAAAUGGAAAUGCUUUUGCUGACUGGGGAAGACCAACAUGGUUCAGCUGGGAUGACAAACGUGCAGGAACACAGGUUCUUUUGUCCAGAGUGCAUUUCUUUGGUUCAAAAGAAUCCUCAAAUGCAGAGCAAAAGGGUCUCCAGAUGUACAGGAAAACAGCCGAAGCGGUCAUGUGUGGCCUUUUACCAGAUUCCCCUACAGCCACUAAAAGUAGAACGGAUGGUGGAUUGAUAUGGAUAGACCAGUGGAACUCUCUUCAGCAUCCUGUCGCUGCAUCAUUCCUUGCCGUAGUAUAUAGUGAUUACAUGCUGACCUCCAGGACCUCAGAAAUGCAUUGCAAUGGGGAGACGUUUUCACCCUUGGAUCUCCGCAAAUUUGCCAUGGCCCAGGCUGAUUACAUACUGGGUGACAACCCAAUGAAGAUGAGCUACCUUGUCGGAUAUGGGAGCAACUAUCCACAACAGGUGCAUCAUAGGGGAGCAUCAAUUCCAGCGAAUGCCAACACUGGCUGCAAGGGGUGGCAGUGGCUUAAGUCACCUAAUCCAAAUCCAAAUGUUGCCACAGGAGCACUUGUGGGUGGACCAUUUCAGAACGACUCCUUCAUUGACCUCCGAAAUAAUUCCAUGCAGUCUGAGCCCAGCACCUACAGCAGUGCUUCUCUAGUUGGUCUGUUAUCUGGCCUGGUCACCACCUCAUCCGUUGCUCAAUCUUUCACCUGAUCCACUGCUCAAUCUUUCACCUGAUCUGGUGUCCUUCCUGGCUCUGGAGUAUAU